Macadamia integrifolia is the source of this 1918-nucleotide messenger RNA. RefSeq names its product phenylalanine N-monooxygenase-like. The transcript has 2 exons. The record is from RefSeq and is a predicted model, not a curated record. NCBI's taxonomy places the organism in Eukaryota, Viridiplantae, Streptophyta, Magnoliopsida, Proteales, Proteaceae. Gene Ontology annotation, molecular function: oxidoreductase activity, acting on paired donors, with incorporation or reduction of molecular oxygen; heme binding; iron ion binding. The coding region runs from base 66 to 1724 and encodes 552 amino acids.
CACUCCCUUCUCUCAUCCCUCACCACCUGCAAAGCAUCUUCAGGCUUCGACAUCUAAGCUAAGCCAUGAAGAACAACACCUCUAACAUCUCUUCCCCUUUCCUUACCCUCCCAUGGGGUGUUACUCCAGAUUGGGCAGCCACCAGCCUAGGUGGAACCCUAAUAAGCUUCACCCACCCAACCACUGCACUUCUCAUCCUUGUUUCCCUUCUUUUCAUUGCCCAAGUUCGGUCUGAGAUUCAUAAGAAAUCUAGGCCAGCUCCACUCCCACCAGGUCCAGCACCAUGGCCUAUAGUCGGUAGCAUUCCGGAAUUGUUCAGAAAGAAGCCGGUAUUUCGGUGGAUACUUGGGCUCAUGAAGGAGAUGAAUACCGAAAUUGCGUGUUUUCGAUUUGGUGAUGUGCAUGUAAUUCCUGUUACUUGCCCGGAGAUUGCUCGAGAAUUCUUGAAAAAACAAGAUUCUACUUUUGCUUCAAGACCCAUUACAAUGGGGACUGAGUACUCAAGCCGUGGGUUCUUGUCCAUAGCUGUUGCACCAUGGGGUGAUCAAUGGAAGAAGAUGAGGAGGGUGGUGGCUUCUGAGGUUAUCAAUCCCAACAGACUUCGAUGGCUUCUUGAGAAAAGAACAGAAGAAGCUGAUAAUCUUGUCCACUAUGUGUACAACCAAUGCAUUAGUGGUUCUAUUGUGGAUGUAAGAGUUGCAGUAAGGCAAUAUAGUGGGAAUGUCAUUAGGAAGAUGAUGUUCAACAAGAGAUACUUUGGUGAAGGAAGGAUGGAUGGAGGGCCAGGUGUUGAAGAAGAAGAAUAUGUGGAUUCACUCUUCACUGUUCUUUCUUUGUUAUAUGCAUUUUGUGUAUCAGAUUACAUCCCUAGUUUGAGGAAGUUUGAUUUGAAUGGUCAUGAGAAGAUCAUGAAGGAGGCUAUUAAGAUUGUUGAUAAGUACCAUGAUCCCAUUAUUGAAGAGAGGAUUCAAGAAUGGAGAGAAGGGAAGAAAAAGGAAACUCAAGAUCUUCUUGAUAUCCUCAUUUCAAUGAAAGAUACAAAUGGGAAGCCAUUGCUAUCCAAUGAAGAGAUCAAAGCUCAAGCUGCGGAUUUAAUCUACGCAGCGGUGGAUAAUCCAUCAAAUGCAGUUGAAUGGGCAUUGGCUGAGAUGAUCAACAAACCUGAGAUGCUUCGAAAAGCUACUGAAGAAAUUGACCGGGUGGUUGGAAAGGAGAGAUUGGUUCAGGAAUCCGAUAUACCGCAGCUCAAUUAUGUCAAGGCAUGUGCAAGGGAAGCCUUCAGGCUCCACCCGAUUGCCCCUUUUAAUCUUCCUCAUGUCUCCAAUGCUGAUACAAUGGUCGCUGGUUAUUUCAUUCCUAAGGGUAGUCAAGUCAUAUUAAGUCGAAUUGGGCUAGGCCGGAACCCUAAAGUUUGGGGGGAUGACUCACUCAUGUUCAAGCCCGAGCGUCAUUUGAAGGAUCCCUCAGUUGAGGUUGACCUGGUUGAGCCGGAGCUCCGGUUCAUCUCGUUUAGCACGGGGAGGCGUGGAUGCAUGGGGGCUGCGCUUGGGUCUGCCAUGACUGUUAUGUUGUUGGCUAGGCUUCUGCAAGGGUUCACCUGGGAAGUAACUCCUGGUGAGUCAAGGAUUGAGCUCAAUGAGUCAAAAACCGAUCUUUUCUUGGCUAAACCCUUGGUUGCGCUUGCUAAGCCGCGUUUGGCAGUUCAGGCUUACCCUAUGCACUAGAAUAAUUCUCGGUGGAGUCAGAGUUGAGUUGAAAUAUUUAAGUAUAUACAUAAAAGGAAAAGGAGAGGGAGCGUUAAAAAAAAAUAUAAAUAAAGAUUUGUUUUAAUUUUUUUUUUCUUGCGAAGUGGAUUGAAAUAUUGAAUUACUCCAUUUGUAGUAAUUUUCCUUUUUGGAAAUUGUGUUAUAUGUGUUUA